This is a messenger RNA of Mya arenaria, 2090 nucleotides long. RefSeq lists its product as uncharacterized. The transcript has 8 exons. Lineage: Eukaryota; Metazoa; Mollusca; Bivalvia; Myida; Myidae. The record is from RefSeq and is a predicted model, not a curated record. Bases 319 to 1203 code for a protein of 294 amino acids.
UUGAAAUUUUAAUCGAGUGCGAAAAUUGUAAACAAUAAACAAAAAUAAAAACAAAUAAUUAUUUAUACUUGGUGAAUGGGUUCCAAAGAUGAUAAAUAUUGUUAGUCAUAUUGGUUGAUUAUGGAAUAAUGCGGAAAACACUAAUGUCAAUUAUUUUAAGUACAAAGUGAAACUUGAAUGUACGGUUUCUUUUGAUUUCAUCAGACUGUUGUACAUCAAAAACAAAAUUUCUGUUUAUUUCAUCAGCUGUUUGAUGUUUUUUUAAAACACCUUGAUGGACUGUAUUAAUAAUAUAAACAAAUUCAUUCACUAGUUGCUAUGUACAAAAAAUACAUUGAGCAAUUAGUUUCUGCUGAAUAUCCAGAAUCAAAAGAUCAUACUAGGAUGACUGAUGUUGUAGAUCUAGAGGCUGUGAUGAAAAAGUUGUUUGAGAAGGAAAAGGUUAGAGAAGAUAAAUUUUUGACAGUUGACGAUCUAACAACUCUACUUGAGGAAGAAGCUGGGAGAGAUGAUGUUUCUCGUGUGCGCAAGGGGAUACUGGGAUACCCCUCUCAUCCACUGUACAGACAGCUGGCUUGUAUGAUCACAGAGUGGAUGGAGUUGGGACACUGUCCAGUUCUGGAUCUCCCAAGCUAUGACCUUCUAGAUGAGCAAGCUUAUGUGGAAUCAAGAGCAUCAGUAAUCAACUCCAUCAGCCCUUUAUUGGAGGGUCUUAAGACACUGCAUUCACUGUGGUCAGAGGAUGAGGUUAUCUUCAGACUACGCGAGAUUCUUGUGUUGCUGGAGAAGCGUGGGCUGCUGGACCUAUUAGGAAUUAGAAAGACAGUCGGGACCAAGGACCUAUGGCCCCCAGCCAGGAGAAAACUCCUGGACAGCUUCACUGCUAAACACUCAGAGAAGGCGCAGCUGACUGUUGGUGCAAGGGCACUGGCCAAGCAUCACCAUAGAGACCAGUCGGACUCCUGGUGGGGAAACUCUAAAGGAUCUGAACAAGACAAGAAUGAUCAUGCUCUGACCGUGGUGAACAGGAUCCUGGACAAUGCCACCUGGAUCAACAUACACUGGCUACCUCAAGAGGUAUUUGUGAUGGAGGCUCGUGUCCUUGAGGGUUACGGAGUGCGAUGGACAGCAGACGGCAGUCAGUUCCGGGGCUUCCUGGAACCACAGAUGGUCGGUGGCCAUGAGGUCGGCUGGAAACAUUGACCUCAUUACUGAAAUAGAUGCAAGUCAGUUCCAGGUCUUCCUGGAUUGGAACCACAGAUGGUUGACUGCUAUGCGGUCGGCUGGAAACACUGACUUUCUCACUAAAAUAGAUGGAAGUCAGUUCCUUGACUUUUUGGAAAGACAGAUGGUCAACGGCCAUGAGGUUGGCUGGAAACAAUAACCUCCUUGAUACCUCGGCCCUUAGAGACAAUUGGAGCCAAGUGGGAAUGCUUACCUUAAGUAGAAAGAAAUCAGUCCUUGAUAUCCAGUUUGCGCCAACGAGGAAAUCAAGCCAACAGGGUUUGACUGUAUUCACAAACCAUUUUGCUUCUUUUAAGGCUUGGGGACUUGUGCUUAUUUCAGCCGUGUACCGUACACAUCUGAGAUAAUUGUAGUGUUAUUAUUUAUAUAUAAAUAUAUUUAUGUCAGUGCAAUACUAGUAUUAUUCAUAGCUGGUUUUAAAAUCAUUAUCUGAGUUUUGAAUAAGUAUGAUUUAAAAAAUCAAUCUUUUACAUGAAUGUACUAUUCAGGGUUAAAUGUUAAGAAUGAUUCUGAUGUUUUAGAAAAUAAGAUAUUAUAUUAUAUAUUACAAAAAAUAUAAAACCAUUAAAUUUGUUUUUUUAUACAAGAUGUACUUUAUAUUUUGUAAUAAAAAAUGCUUAACAAUUUUUAGAAGUAUUAAAUUACUCUUACAUGUUUUUUUAUGAUCCUAAAAUAUGAAACCCUUGUUUAAAUUUAAAAUAUUUUAUUGUUUUUUUUUAAUAGCAACCGAGUAGAUAUCCCUCAAUGAUCCCCCAUAGUUUUGAUACCCCCAAAAGCCGAAAGACGGCAAACAGAAAUCUGACCAGGGUUUCUAAAAGUUUAAAAUCUAUAUUGGUUUCAGCCCA